AUGGCGCUGCUGAAUCUGUUCAUAGUCGUCAGUGCCUCGUUCCUCGUCCUGGCCAAAGUCAGUGGCAGCGGAGCAUCACAACAGCCAACCUACGGAAUAAAAUUUGGGACCGAUGGCAAAUGUCUCGCCGAGGUCAAUGCUGCUCGCCUGGCCGCUGGGUUGAGCGCACUCGUGCAAGCAGAAGCAAAGAAUACCAACAACAGGCUACCUAAUAAAACCCUUACGCAAGAAGGGCCAAAUGAUUCCUGGGCUUGGAUGCCCGUGUGCAAGGCCUUGAUUCCAAGCGGCACAUAUGCGUACCACCCCGUUGACAGUCCCGACACCGUCGACUGCAAUGCCGUUGUGGAUAAGUGGAAGGGCGCUUAUACCAACUUUGAUGGAUUGCCUCCAUCUAAGAAGGAAGGAGAGAAACUGUACCAAAACCAGGACAACGUGUCUUUCGUGGCCCUGUACAACCCUUCAAAGGACGCUACUGCAGACUGCCGUGUCGUCACCUGCACGAAGACGACGCCUGCAGCGGAACGUUUCAAAGCGACGAGAACCACCGGAGGAGAGACAGAAGAAGGCUCUGCUUUGAUUUGCAUGACCGUGCCGGAUGUGCUUCCCGAGGAAGGAGAAAAUGCCCCUUUCACAGAGGAGCAGUGGGGACAGAUCGUGACCGCCAUCGAAGGGUCUGCCUCCGCCACUGCGCCCGGUGUGGUCGGUCUUGCAUUAGCGCUCCUUGGCCUCAGCAUGCUGUGA
Molecule: messenger RNA, 741 nt
Organism: Eimeria mitis
Lineage: Eukaryota; Apicomplexa; Conoidasida; Eucoccidiorida; Eimeriidae
Product: SAG family member
Exons: 4
Coding region: 1-741 (246 amino acids)
Source: RefSeq, a predicted model, not a curated record